Molecule: messenger RNA, 2997 nt
Organism: Oncorhynchus keta (chum salmon)
Lineage: Eukaryota; Metazoa; Chordata; Actinopteri; Salmoniformes; Salmonidae
Product: glutamate receptor ionotropic, NMDA 2A-like
Biological process (GO): long-term synaptic potentiation; synaptic transmission, glutamatergic; monoatomic ion transport
Cellular component (GO): postsynaptic membrane; postsynaptic density membrane; NMDA selective glutamate receptor complex
Molecular function (GO): transmitter-gated monoatomic ion channel activity involved in regulation of postsynaptic membrane potential; NMDA glutamate receptor activity
Source: RefSeq, a predicted model, not a curated record
UGAUGAUGAACAUCAUGGAGGAAUAUGACUGGCACAUCUUCUCUAUAGUCACCUCUAAGUUCCCCGGGUACCAGGAGUUUAUAAAUGUCCUGCGUGUGACGGUGGACCACAGCUUUGUGCGUUGGGAUCUUCAGAGCGUCGUCACGCUGGACGCUGUGGACGGAGACGCCAACUCUAAAGCUCAUAUCCAGCUGAAGAGGAUCCAGAGUCCUGUAAUACUGCUGUACUGCUCCAAGGAGGAGGCUAGGUAUAUAUUGGAAGAGGCCAGGUCUCUAGGUCUGACUGGGUCGGGCUACAUCUGGAUCGUACCAAGUCUGACCACAGACCCCGACUUCACCCCAGACAUCUAUCCCCUGGGGAUGAUCUCUGUGUCCUACAACGAGAUGGAGUAUCCCUUGGAGAGCCGCCUUAGAGACGGAGUGGGCAUCAUCGCCACGGCAGCCGUCGCCAUGCUGAGGGAGAAAGGGGAGGUGCCAGAACCCCAAGGGAACUGCUACAGCCAAUCAGAGAAGGGAAAGACUCUGCCCAGCGCCCUGAGAGGGAACAUGAUGCACGUGACCUACGAAGAGCGGGACCUGUCCUUCACCGUAGACGGUUACCAAGCCAACCCCAAACUGUCUGUCAUUGUCCUUCAUCCAAAUAGGACAUGGGAGAAGAUGGGUCGAUGGGAGAAUGGGACCCUGUCUCUGAUGUUCCCGGUAUGGCCCAGGUAUAACUCGUGGGGAGACGAGGAGGCCGAUGAGAACCACCUGUCUAUCGUGACUCUGGAGGAGAAGCCCUUCGUCGUCGUUGACAACGUAGACAUCCUGACUGGGACCUGCAUGAGGAAUUCUGUUCCCUGUAGGAAACAUGUUAAAGAUAACUCUACAGAAGGCGGAGGAUCCUAUAUUAAGCAGUGUUGUAAAGGGUUCUGUAUCGACAUCCUGAAGAAGAUCGCCCGGAACGUCAAGUUCACCUUCGACCUCUACCUGGUGACCAACGGAAAACACGGCAAGAAGAUCAACAACGUCUGGAACGGCAUGGUGGGAGAGGUGAUUCAAAAGAAGGCAGCGAUGGCAGUGGGGUCGUUGACCAUCAAUGAGGAAAGGUCAGAGGUCAUAGACUUCUCUGUCCCCUUCGUGGAGACGGGCAUCAGCGUCAUGGUCGCCCGGAGCAACGGCACCGUCUCCCCCUCCGCCUUCCUCGAGCCCUUCAGUGCGUCUGUCUGGGUGAUGAUGUUUGUGAUGUUACUCCUGGUCACGGCCGUCUCUGUCUUCCUGUUUGAGUUUGUCAGUCCACUGGGAUUCAACAACUUGGCCCAGGGCAAAGACCCCCACGGUCCGUCGUUCACCGUUGGGAAGGCGGUGUGGCUGCUGUGGGGUCUGGUGUUCAACAACUCUGUCCCGGUUCAGAACCCUAAAGGCACCACCAGUAAGUUCAUAGUGUCGGUGUGGGCCUUCUUCGCCGUCAUCUUCCUGGCCUCUUACACAGCCAACCUGGCUGCCUUCAUGAUCCAGGAGGAGUUUGUAGACCAGGUCACGGGACUGUCUGACAACAAGUUCCAGAACCCGUAUGCGUACUCCCCUCCAUUCCGUUUUGGGACGGUUCCUAACGGUUCAACAGAGAGGAACAUCAGGAAGAAUUACCCCGACAUGCACGAGUACCUGGUGAAAUAUCACCAAGGAGGAGUGCAGGAUGCACUGGUCAGCCUCAAAGCAGGUAAACUGGAUGCCUUCAUCUAUGAUGCUGCUGUGUUGAACUACGCUGCUGGCAGAGACGAGGGCUGUAAGCUGGUCACCAUCGGUUUUGGGUACAUCUUCGCCACCACCGGCUACGGCAUCGCUCUGCAGAAAGGUUUUUGGAAACGACAGGUGGACCUGGCGAUACUGAUGGAGGAGUUGGAGGCUAUCUGGCUAACAGGCAUCUGUCACAAUGAGAAGAACGAGGUGAUGUCCAGUCAGCUGGAUAUAGACAACAUGGCCGGAGUGUUUUACAUGCUGGCUACCGCCAUGGGCCUGUCUCUAAUUACCUUCAUAUCAGAACACCUCUUCUACUGGAGGCUGAGAUACUGUUUCACUGGAGUCUGUAAUGGACGACCUGGUCUGCUCUUCACCAUCAGCAGGGGUAUCUGGUCUUGUGUCCAUGGGGUCCAUAUAGAGUUAAAGAAGAAGCCUCCAGAGUUGGACUUCUCUCCUCAGGCCAACAUGUUACACCUUCUGAAGUCAGCUAAGAAGAUCACCCUAUCUUCUUCAUCUCCUAAACGCUCCCCGGCCUUGCUGCAGCCCGGUAUCAUCAACAUGAUGAAAGGGAACUCUGUCGUCAGUCUGUCUCCCAAAGGCCAGGGUGGUCUCUAUAGCAACACUUCCACUCUCCAGGGCUUCCUGGGUCGGCACAAAGACCUGCUGAAUAACUCAUCCCCAGAGGUCAGCGUUACCGCCGACAACGGCAAACCCCACCCCCCGGCCCGGCCGGGGCCCCGCCUCCAAACCCCGCGCCCUAUGGAAGAAGAGCGUGGAGACGCUGAAACAAGGACCAAUCCCGUUGUCCGGUCCCGCCGGUGGUCCCGCCCCGGAUCCGCUGGCUCCGCCUCUGUCCCGGGCCAUGCAACAAUGAAGAGCCAGCGCUACCUUCCUGAAGACCCGCCUCAUUCGACAUCUCCGAGUGUUCCAGCCGGCCCCCUCCUACAUGGAAUUCGAUCUGGGGGCCCAGGAUGGGGAUGGGGGGUUCAAACCCCAAAAGACGGGCUGAAGAAACGCCCGGUGGGCGGGGUGGGAGGUGUCGGAGGAGGAGGCGGCGGCAGCGGGAGGAGUCACGAGAAGAUCUAUUCCAUAGACUCAGACCAGACACUCUCACUGGAGCACUCCAACACCGUGGACGCUUCCGUCCUGCAGCUGAGCGCCAGUCUGCUGCACCACAGCCACUCUGCCGACGCUGACCUCCAUUCUCUGAAGGACAACAAGUACAGCACCUACAAACACACCAGCACUGGAGCUGCCUCCUCAGGCAAAGACAAGAGCA